UACUUGCAGCAAUCAGUGAAAAAAAAAAGUUUCGCAUCUCUCAGUAGUUGCAGUUGCAAGUCCGGCAAAAAGACUGAGACCUGAAAUUCCUCGUUGCAGGAGCGGUGUGAUGCUGAAGGUUUUGGUCGUCUUGGUGACCUGCCUCGUCGCCUCCACCGCCGCCCUGAAGCACUCGUGGCAGACUCCAGGCUGUCACAAAGUCGGCCACACCCGCCGGAUCAGCAUCCCCGAGUGCGUGGAGUUCGACAUCACCACCAACGCGUGCCGAGGGUUCUGUGAGUCGUGGUCGGUGCCCUCGGCCUGGCAGACGCUCCUCUAUAACCCCCACCAGAUCGUAACGUCUAUAGGCCAGUGCUGCAACAUCAUGGACACCGAAGAUGUGAGGCUCUGCUCUUUUGCUUUGUCACUGCUUGAUGGAGUGCAGCUGCAGUGGAUGAGCGACAAACGGACACUCAAGUUCAACAUGACAGUCAUAAUAGCUAGAUAUAAUGUUUCUAAGAUGAAACAAAAUCUUGGAAUUGUUAUGGUGAAAAUACUUGAAGUUUCCUGA
This is a messenger RNA of Penaeus vannamei (Pacific white shrimp), 550 nucleotides long. NCBI's taxonomy places the organism in Eukaryota, Metazoa, Arthropoda, Malacostraca, Decapoda, Penaeidae. The record is from RefSeq and is a predicted model, not a curated record.